GGUAUUUAAUUAUUAUGGUUUGAAGUAUAAAUUGGUGUUCCUUUUUGUGUUUGAAGAGUAGAAGAAGAAGAAGAAGAAGAGGAAGAAGAAGAGGCAUGGAGAGGUGUGUGGGUUAUUUUUCUAAGGAUGAAGAGAUAGUUUGUUUUCCAUGCAACAGCAAGAAGCCAAAGAUUCUCACAAGUUUAUAUUCAGCAUGGAUGGUUGUUCUCUUCUUCAUCGUCCUUCUCUUUUGUGCUCUUCUUUUCUCAAACUCUUCAAUGGUCAGCAACAUCACAACUACUUUAACUAACUUUGCCUCCACCACUCAAGAACCAACUACCAUUCCCUUCACUUGCAACCCUGCAAACUUAACAUGUCCAUCAACCAACAUAACAUCGCACACACUCCCUCCAUCAUCUUCAUGCCCCGAAUACUUCCGAUGGAUCCACGAAGAUCUCCGGCCAUGGGCCGAAACAGGCAUAACUGAAGAAGCCGUCUUGCGUGCCAAGAAAGAAGCCGCAUUCCGUCUCAUCAUCUCAAAUGGCCGUGCAUACAUUGAUCUCUACCACCAUGUUUUCCAAACCAGAGAUAUCUUCACCAUCUGGGGCAUUCUUCAGCUGCUACAACGAUAUCCUGGCCGUGUCCCUGACCUUGAUCUCAUGUUCAAUUGCGAAGACAUGCCGGUCGUCCGGGCUGCUGAUUAUAAGGCUGUCAAUGCACCGAUCCCUCCGCCGCUCUUUCGGUACUGCAAGGAUGACAGAACUGUGGACAUUGUGUUCCCAGAUUGGUCAUUUUGGGGCUGGGUUGAAGUCAAUAUAAAACCAUGGGAAGUGCUGAUGAAGGAGAUCAAACAAGAGAAUGAGAGGCUUAAAUGGGUUGAUAGAGUGCCAUAUGCAUACUGGAGAGGAAACCCAGAUGUAGCUGGUACUCGGCACAAUCUUCUUUCAUGCAAUGUAUCUAAAGAUCAUGAGUGGAAUGCAAGGGUUUAUCGCCAAGAUUGGUUCAAAGAAUCACGCCAAGGUUUCAAAGAGUCAAAUCUGGCAAGCCAAUGUACUCAUAGGUACAAGAUUUACAUUGAAGGAAGAUCAUGGUCAGUAAGUGAGAAGUAUAUCCUCGCAUGCGAUUCACCGACAUUGUUUGUUAGCACUCGUUAUCAUGACUUCUUCACUAGAGGCUUGAUACCCGGGAAGCAUUUCUGGCCUAUUCCGUCUAACGACAAGUGUAGAUCGAUCAAGUUUGCUGUUGACUGGGGCAACAGCCAUCAAAAAGAGGCACAAGAAUUGGGGAAGACAUCAAGCGGCUUCAUGCAAGAACAAUUGAGCAUGGACUAUGUAUAUGACUUCAUGUUGCACUUGUUAACAGAAUACUCAAAGCUUUUGAAGUACAAGCCUGUUGUGCCUCCCACUGCUGUUGAGUAUUGCAUGGAGAGCAUGGCUUGCACUAGACAAGGAUUAGAGAAGCAAUUCAUGUUAGAUUCAAUGGUUAAGUCUCCUAGUGAUAGAGGACCAUGUGCUAUGCCUCCCCCUUAUGAUCCUGGUCAGCUGCAAGACUUUUUAACAAUGAAGGCUAAUGCUACAAAGAAAAUAGAAGAGUUGCAGAAAAAUUCAUUGCAACAUUAAAAUAGUAAUUGUAUAUAUGCUUUCCUUUUUUUUUUUUUAAAAAAAAUAUAUAUAUAUAUAUAAUUAGUUCUCGGAGUAGUUUCAACUUUCAACAGCUGAAAGAAAGAUGAAACUUUGCUUUGAAGUGAGGGAUAAAUGAUUUGAAAUUUAUUUGUAUGUUUACUUUAAGACAAAGAGACAAAUACUUGGGCUCCUUUUUUAU
This is a messenger RNA of Dioscorea cayenensis subsp. rotundata (Guinea yam), 1800 nucleotides long. Its product is annotated as O-glucosyltransferase rumi homolog. The record is from RefSeq and is a predicted model, not a curated record. Lineage: Eukaryota; Viridiplantae; Streptophyta; Magnoliopsida; Dioscoreales; Dioscoreaceae.